Messenger RNA from Drosophila subobscura, 1909 nucleotides. RefSeq names its product synaptic vesicle 2-related protein-like. Gene Ontology annotation, molecular function: transmembrane transporter activity. Gene Ontology annotation, biological process: transmembrane transport. The transcript has 9 exons. The record is from RefSeq and is a predicted model, not a curated record. Bases 368 to 1891 code for a protein of 507 amino acids. Gene Ontology annotation, cellular component: membrane. NCBI's taxonomy places the organism in Eukaryota, Metazoa, Arthropoda, Insecta, Diptera, Drosophilidae.
UCCGCCGCUGUGCAGUUUGAGGCUGACUCUCUCGAUACUCAUUGAUCUGAUACCCACUAAUUUGAGGGGCAAAGCCGUGUCCCUCAGCAUGAUGGUUGGCUGUCUGGGCGGACUGGUGGCCAGUCUCUUCGUGGGAUACACCCUGAAGCUCAGCUGCUAUGCCACCUUCAAUACCUUUGUGUUGGCUCUUAUAUUUUGUGCUGUUCUCAUUGCCAUGCUGCCAUCUGAUGCCAAAAUGAGAGCCAGAAAGUACUCCUUGUAGUCAUUCUUGUAUUCGUGUAAAGUCCAUUUAAAUAAAAGCAGACUCUGCCUUAAGCUUCAGCUUUUCUUUUACUUUUCCAGACUUGGAAAUAUAUCUGGGAAAAACAUGGCAGACAUUGACGACGUCUAUCAUAUGCUGGGCUUUGGGCGCAUGCAGCGAAUCAUCUUUGCGUGCUGCGUGCUGAUUCAGAUCUACAUAACGAACGAACAGUUGGGCCUGUCCCUGAUUGUAGCCUCCAGUGCCUGCGAGCUGCAGAUCGACGAUCACCGCAUGUCCUGGCUGAUGAGCGCUGUCUUUACCGCACAGAUCCUGGCGAGUCACUACAUGGGCGACAAGGCGGAUGAGAUUGGGAGACGAAAACUGAUUCUAAUCACGGGUUCCCUGAUGCUCUUCACCUCUCUCCUGUCGGCCUUAAUGCCAGAUUUUUGGUCCUUUCUGGUGAUGCGCUUUCUAGUAGGUGUCUUUGUGACGGGACCCACAGUGUCUAUGCAGACGUACCUGAGCGAGUUCACAAAGUUCUCCCUGCGACCCAAAGUGCUCAACUAUGUUAGCUAUUCCAUAGGUCUAAGCAUGAUCUAUGUGCCAUGUAUUGCUGCUUUGGUGAAGGUAAAUCUGCCCAUCUACAACGCUUACACUUUCUCCAGCUGGCGUCUGCUGAUCCUGCUGAAUCUGCUGCCCGGCAUUACUGCUUUCAUCAUGCUCUAUCGACUGCCCGAGAGCCCAAAGUAUUAUCUGUCGGUCAACGAGGAUGCCAAGGCCAUGGCGGUGCUGGAGCAAUGCUGCCGCCUGAACAAGGGCAAGGAUGUAACCCUGGCCAGCCUGGGCGUGGACUCGGUCACGCAGCCUCGUUUGCGUGGUGCUACCAUCAAAAGGAACUGUGUGGCUCGCCUGUGGUACGAGUCCCUGCCGCUGCUGGAGCGGCCCUACUUCCGCAACUUUUUCCUCACAUCCGCAGGUGUUUUCGUGCAAUUUGGCGUGAGUUUUGGUCUGGGCGUGUGGAUGCUGCGGGUACGCCAUCUCAUUCUACAAGUGGAGGAGACCGAGACGAUCUGUGAGCUGAUGAGGAAGCAUGGACAUCAUAAAAUAGAGCUGCCCACGGUGAGCUGGGAGAUCUUGAAUGUUAUAUUUCCUCUACUCAUUUCCCCCCCUUCUGUCUUGCAGUGUGAUUUAACUUUUAAAAACGUCAAGGACUCCAUUUACCACGGUGUCUUUGUGCUUUUUGCCUUCAUUUUGACGAGCUUUCUGCUGAUGUGCAUUAGGCGUAGAACCAUUAUCGUGAUUUACCUUCUAACGGCUGCCCUGGCUGGUUUUUUGGUGAACUUUGUCACGAACGAUACACUGAUAUUGAUUGUAUUCCUGCUGCUGAUUGUGCCGCCGAUUUGCAGCCUGCGACUGACCACAUCCCUACUCAUAGAUCUGAUACCCACACAUCUCAGGGGCAAAGCCGUUGCUCUUUGCUUGAUCUUUGGACGCACUGGUGUACUCACUUCCAGUUUAUUCAUUGGCUACACCCUCAGGCAGCUUUGCUAUGUGACCUUCAAUGGCUUUGUGCUGGCCAUCAUUGCUUCCGCGAUCCUCAUUCUGCUGCUGCCCUCGGAGAGUAAAAUGAUGGACAACCUGUCCAAGUAGUACAACCUGUCGGCUGCU